Messenger RNA from Pestalotiopsis fici W106-1, 1560 nucleotides. RefSeq lists its product as uncharacterized. The transcript is spliced from 5 exons. The record is from RefSeq and is a predicted model, not a curated record. Lineage: Eukaryota; Fungi; Ascomycota; Sordariomycetes; Amphisphaeriales; Sporocadaceae. The coding region runs from base 1 to 1560 and encodes 519 amino acids. Gene Ontology annotation, molecular function: iron ion binding; oxidoreductase activity, acting on paired donors, with incorporation or reduction of molecular oxygen; heme binding.
AUGGGGUUCUUUGAGAGCAUAUCCAGCCAAGCUGGAACAGCAACUCUCUUCAUUGCAAGUCUAGGCUUGCUGUACACAUUAUGGAGGUGUAUCUACAACGUCUACUUUCACCCACUCGCUCGUUUCCCUGGACCAUUUCUCGCCAAGAUCUCCCCGAUAUACAGCAUAUGGGGGCUCUUUCGAGGUCGAUGGCCCUUUGAUGUGCAUCAGCUUCAUCUCAAAUAUGGACCUGUACUGCGCCUCAUGCCCAACGAGUUGGCUUUCACCGACCCCCAGGCAUGGAAAGACAUCUAUGGCCACCGCCAGGGCCAUCCUCAGUUCCACAAGGACCCGAUCCAUGUAGGAUCUGUGCAAGAUAUCCCCGGUGCAACCACUCUUACCAUGGCUAAUGAUGCCGACCAUAGUCGACAAAGGAGAACCUUGGCGCACGCCUUUAGUCAAAAGGCGUUGCUCGAGCAAGAGAGUAUCAUCAGGGGCUACGUUGACCUGCUCGUAGAAAAGCUCACGCCCUUUGCAUCCAAUGGGCAGCCCGUCAACAUGUGCGACUGGUUCAACUUUACGACGUUUGACAUCAUUGGCGACAUGGCAUUCGGUCGACCCUUUGGAUGCCUUCGUGAAGGAGUCUUUCAUUCCUGGGUGUCUCUGAUCACUCAGACCAUAAAGGCCGGCGCAUUUGAGCAAGCCACCCGGCGCAUGUUCCAGAUCAACAGCUGGCCGCAACGGAUGCUGGUUAAGCUUAUUCCCAGUACACUCCGUGAAAAGAGGUAUCGCCACCUCGAGUUGAGCCGAGAGAAAUGCCUUCAACGUAUCGAAGAGGGUGUUACCCGCGAACACAACGACUUUUUGUACUACAUCCUCCGACAAAACCAAAAAGGUGGAGUCAGUCAAAACGAAAUCAUUCUCAAUAGUGCGCUGUUCAUUGUCGCCGGUUCCGAGACAACUGCCUCGCUCUUAUCCGGCCUGCUCAUGUGGCUAUUGCGCACGCCGCAUGCCUACCACCGACUGACAACAGAGAUCCGCUCCAACUUUUCCGACGCCAAGUCCAUGACCUUUCUCGCCCUGCAGGAGCUGACCUACAUGAACGCGUGUAUAGACGAGGCGCUGCGCAUCUUCCCACCAGUGCCGACGGGCCUGACGCGCACGGUACCCGAGGGCGGCGACACCGUGGCCGGCGAGUUCAUCGCCGGCGGCACCACGGUCUCGGUCUACUCGUGGGCAGCGACACAUUCGCCCGACAACUUUGCCCGGCCAGACGAGUUUGUGCCGGAGCGCUGGCUCGACGACGCCGAGGAUCAGGCGCGCUACGCCUCUGACAAUAAAGAGGCGAGCCAGGCGUUUAGUCUUGGUCCCCGUGGCUGCAUCGGCAAGCACCUUAGCUACUUGGAGAUCCGGCUCAUUCUGGGAAACCUGCUCUGGCAUUUUGAUCUCGAAAGGUCGGACCUCGAGGGUAGUAAUACCGGGGACAUAUGGGACGUGGAGGGAGAUCUCAGACACGUCAAGGCGUUCAACACCUGGAACAAACCGCCACUCAUGUGUCGGCUCACGUUGGUUCGGAGAUGA